This is a messenger RNA of Melozone crissalis (California towhee), 1720 nucleotides long. It is a transcript of the gene SFRP1, whose product is annotated as secreted frizzled related protein 1. Lineage: Eukaryota; Metazoa; Chordata; Aves; Passeriformes; Passerellidae. Gene Ontology annotation, molecular function: Wnt-protein binding. The record is from RefSeq and is a predicted model, not a curated record. The transcript has 3 exons. Bases 1 to 936 code for a protein of 311 amino acids. Gene Ontology annotation, biological process: negative regulation of canonical Wnt signaling pathway; canonical Wnt signaling pathway; non-canonical Wnt signaling pathway.
AUGGGCAGCGUGAGGGGGCCCGGUGGGGCCGCCGUGCGUGCGGUGCUGUCGGUGGCCGCCGGGCUGCUGGCGUGCGGCGUGGCCAGCGAGUACGACUAUGUCAGCUACCAGUCAGACCUGGGCCCUUACCCUGGCGGGCGCUUCUACGCCAAACCCCACCAGUGCGUGGCCAUCCCCGCCGACCUGCGGCUGUGCCACAGCGUGGGCUACGACAAGAUGGUGCUGCCCAACCUGCUGGACCACGAGACCAUGGCCGAGGUGAAGCACCAGGCGAGCAGCUGGGUGCCGCUGCUCAACAAGAAUUGCCAUAUGGGCACCCAGGUCUUCCUCUGCUCCCUGUUUGCCCCCGUCUGCCUGGACCGGCCGGUCUACCCGUGCCGCUGGCUCUGCGAGGCCGUGCGUGACUCCUGCGAGCCUGUCAUGCAGUUCUUUGGCUUCUUCUGGCCAGAGAUGCUCAAGUGUGACCAGUUCCCCCAGGACGACGUCUGCAUUGCUAUGACAGCUCCCAAUGCCACCGAGGUCUCCAGGCCCAAAGGAACCACCGUGUGUCCCCCUUGUGACAAUGAGAUGAAGUCAGAGGCCAUCGUGGAGCACCUGUGUGCCAGCGAGUUUGCUCUGAAGAUGACCAUAAAGGAAGUGAAGAAGGAGAACGGGGACAAGAUGAUCAUUCCACGCAAGAGGAAGGCGCUGAAGCUGGGGCCCAUCCGCAAGAAGAACCUGAAGAAGCUGGUGCUGUUCCUGAAGAACGGGGCAGACUGUCCCUGCCACCAGCUGGACAACCUCAGCCACCACUUCCUCAUCAUGGGCCGCCAGGUGAAGACCCAGUACCUGCUGACAGCCAUCUACAAGUGGGACAAGAAGAACAAAGAGUUCAAGAAGUUCAUGAAGAAGAUGAAGUCGCCCGACUGCCCCACGUUCCCGUCCGUGUUCAAGUGAUGCCCUGGCUGCAGGAGGGAGGGAGAGCCCCUCCCUGGACCUGCCCAGGUGGGCACAGCGGCUCCAUCUCGCUGCUCCGCUGCAGGGAUGCUGGAGCCCAGCCCUCCUGCUGCUCCAUCCUGCUCCUCACAGCUCCCUCAGCCCUCCCAAAGCUUGGCCCGAUGGCCUGGGCACGUGCUGCAAGCAGUGGCUGAGCUCACACACCAUUUCUGACUGCAUUGGUAAAGACCUGUUAUUGUACAGACGUUGAAAUAGCAGCUGUCAGGUGAAGAGGGCGAGCAGAGGGCUGGGAGGUGAUGUUAAGAGCUUGCAUGCUUGCAGAAAGGACCCUCGUGGAGCACAUCACUCCCAUCUUCAUGGCUGCAGGAUUGCCCUGAAUUCCUGUAGGAACCAGAGCUGGCUGAUUAGACAGAGAUCCUAUCUUCAUGAUCAAAGUUAAUAAAUGAGUAGUGGAGAACCCAUUACAACCUCUGAUAAGAAUUCCUAGUAGCUAAUUGCCCUCACUGUAAAAACAUCCCCAUUAUAGUCUUAACCUGUUUAGUUUAAGCCUUACCCCUGGUUCCUUGUGGUGCCUUGUUGGGCUGGAGCCCUCCCUCACCAGCAUCUCUUGUGAUGUCCCCCUGGGUGCCUGCCUUGGCAUCUGCUGUGCCAGCUGAGCCCCUGGCAGCCUUUGAGCCUCCUCACUGUGCAGUGUGUUGGUGCACUGGCAUGGGGAGCAGGGGCAGAGGGGGCUCUGUGCCUCCACCUGUGCCUUUGGCCUUGAGCAGGCCCCUGUCUCAGCAGU